GGUGAUACUUAGCAGCGUUCUCGGCAAACGAACAAGGACCACUCGAUAAAAAAAAAAGAUCAUUGCUAUCUUUAGGGUCGGGCGCGUGCGUGCAAUACAAUACCAUCGCGCAACGACUUUUAGUUUGCCUGUCUGCUCCGGUUAGGACUUGUUGUGUUUAUUUCGCGCGCCUUUUUUGAAACACUCGGCGUAGUUCUACUUGCGUCCUUGAGGUUGUAAAACCAGUUGCGCAAUUUCUCCAAACCCAAAUACCAUGGAUCAAUCCUCAUCAAAUCACCCUCAGUCGUCGAGGGGAGGAGGCGGUGGAGGGGCUCCUGGAUAUGAUAUAUCCCACGGAGGUCACUAUGGUGCCAGUGCAGCACUUGCUAAUUCCGGUUUUGCACCCGCCGAGCUCUACACGGGACCUUGGGCCAAUGUUCACCAGGGUUUACAUGGCCAGUACAAAGAUAUCCUAACGACCUACUGGCAAAAUACCAUCAACCACCUCGAAUCAGACCAGCAUGACUACAAACUACACCAACUACCUCUUGCUCGAAUCAAGAAGGUCAUGAAAGCCGAUCCCGAGGUCAAGAUGAUCUCCGCCGAAGCCCCCAUCUUAUUUGCGAAGGGGUGCGAUAUAUUUAUCACCGAGCUUACAAUGAGGGCGUGGAUUCAUGCGGAAGAGAACAAGAGGCGAACAUUACAGCGAUCCGACAUCGCCUCCGCCCUCGCCAAGAGCGACAUGUUCGAUUUCUUAAUCGACAUUGUUCCGCGCGAAGAGGCGAGUCACGCUAAGCGCGCUAACCCCGCCCAGGCGCAACAGUCUCAAGGCGGCGUGCCGCCCGCAGCCGGUAACCACAUGCCGGGAUCGCACGGGAUGCCCGGAGCUAACCACAUGGCCCCCGGCGACUACGGCAUGGGCAGCCACGCGAUGGGGUCCGACCAGGAAUACCGCGGACCGCCCAUGUAUAACCAAGUCCAGACCGGUCCCGGUCCUUACAGCCAACAGCCCCCCCAAGCCAUAUACGGAGACAUGGAAGGAAUGUACGGCUACCCGGGCAUGCCCCAGCAGCCGUAGGAGGUUAGCGGGGCGCCCCAGGAGCAUGAACAGGACGAUAAUUGCACCAACACCAAAGUUAAACGAGUUUACGGUGAGCCCUAGGAUGGUGAGUUCCGAAACGAGGGAUCUCGUCGUUUUAUAGAUCCAUUUUACAACUACUUGGGAUUUUGAGAAUUUUGCGGGGGAAGGGGGGCUGAAGGUGAAGAUGGAUGGGAAAUAUAGGAUCGGGAAAGGAGCGAGCGAGGGAUGGGGAUGGGGAUGGGAAACAGUAUCAUACAAAUUACAGAAACGACGAUCCGUGAAUAUUACAACAACCUACUACUACAACUACUAGGCGACAGACACAACGUUCUUCCUUUUCUUUUCCUUUUCAACAGUACGGCGUAGGGGAUUUAUAGGUCAGACACACUGGUUUUCUCUCUCUAUCUGCUGUUCAUUUACAGC
This is a messenger RNA of Daldinia caldariorum, 1483 nucleotides long. Its product is annotated as histone-fold-containing protein. Gene Ontology annotation, cellular component: CCAAT-binding factor complex; nucleus. The transcript has 3 exons. The record is from RefSeq and is a predicted model, not a curated record. Gene Ontology annotation, biological process: regulation of DNA-templated transcription. NCBI's taxonomy places the organism in Eukaryota, Fungi, Ascomycota, Sordariomycetes, Xylariales, Hypoxylaceae. Gene Ontology annotation, molecular function: DNA-binding transcription activator activity, RNA polymerase II-specific; protein heterodimerization activity; DNA binding. The coding region runs from base 254 to 1057 and encodes 267 amino acids.